Molecule: messenger RNA, 3890 nt
Organism: Mastomys coucha (southern multimammate mouse)
Lineage: Eukaryota; Metazoa; Chordata; Mammalia; Rodentia; Muridae
Gene: B4galt6
Product: beta-1,4-galactosyltransferase 6
Exons: 9
Coding region: 891-2039 (382 amino acids)
Biological process (GO): carbohydrate metabolic process; glycosphingolipid biosynthetic process
Molecular function (GO): UDP-galactose:glucosylceramide beta-1,4-galactosyltransferase activity
Source: RefSeq, a predicted model, not a curated record
UGGUUCCUCUUCUCCGGGCGCAGCGCCGCCUGGCGAGUUGUGCACGGGCGGGCGGAGCCUGCAGGGGUCUCGGGGCGCACAGGGCUGUCGGGAUUGUCCUCGUGGGUGCCCGCGGUCCAAGAUCGCCGCGCGUCUGUCACCUCUUUCCUUCGCCCUCCGGGCCCCGGCCGUGCGCAUCCGCCGGGUAGUCCGGGGUCUGUGCAGGGGCCCGCGGCGGGAAUGCGGCUGCUGUGGCCGGCUGGGCAGCGGGCGGCGGCAGCAAGCGGAACCCGGGCGCACUCGCCGCUGGCCGGGACGCCGCCCUGGCCUGCGCUCUGCUCCGGAGGCCGCCGCCGCUGCGCUCCGGGGCCCGGCGCGGAAUGAGGUGCAGGCCGCACGCCGGCGAGCGCCCCGCUCCGCGGCCCCCAGGUUCCCCGCGGCCGCCGGUGCCUCGCGUGCUCCGGCGCCCACGUUAAGAGCCCCGCACUAGCAGCGUUCGCCGAGGCACAGGCCCGCAGAGCGCACGCGACCCGGUCCGGGUGCCGAUCGCGGGGACUCGCCUCUUGGACGCCGCCCCGAGUGCGGGGACCCCGGCACGCUGCAGCGCGCGGGCCGCGCUCCGCAUCGCAGAGCUCCUCCAGCGUGGUGGCUUUGGCCUCCACGGAGCCCGGUCUCCCGGCCCCCCUCCAGGUUUCUCCGCAUCCUUUCUACACCCUUCCCGCUGCUCCACAGCCUCCCAUUCAUUGCAUCCGUUUCUCCUUCCCGGCUCGGUUCUUCUUCCCAGAGCCUCCCCGGCCGGACCCCGCUACCCUCUUGGGAUUCUCUGUACAUUCAUGGAAGUUUAGGGCCUGGACCGUGGCCCGGAGUCUGGCCUGAGAGCGCAGCCCGCGCUGCUGGCAGGGCAGAGGAAGAUGUCUGCGCUCAAGCGGAUGAUGCGGGUCUCCAAUCGCUCCCUGAUCGCCUUCAUCUUCUUCUUCUCCCUCUCCACGUCCUGUCUCUACUUCAUCUAUGUGGCUCCAGGCAUCGCCAACACAUACCUCUUUAUGGUACAAGCUAGAGGUAUCAUGCUGAGAGAGAAUGUGAAGACAAUUGGACACAUGAUCAGGCUGUAUACAAAUAAAAACACUACGUUCAACGGGACAGAUUAUCCUGAAGGCAAUAAUACAAGUGACUAUCUUCUUCAAACAACAACGUAUCUUCCGCAGAACUUCACGUAUUUACCACACCUCCCCUGUCCAGAGAAGCUGCCUUACAUGCGGGGAUUCCUCAGUGUCAAUGUGAGUGAGAUCAGUUUUGAUGAAGUCCAUCAGCUCUUCUCCAAGGACUCAGAGAUUGGGCUAGGAGGCCACUGGAGGCCCAAGGACUGCAAGCCCAGAUGGAAGGUGGCAGUUCUCAUCCCCUUCCGCAACCGCCAUGAACAUCUUCCAAUUUUUUUCCUGCACCUGAUCCCGAUGCUCCAGAAACAGCGGCUGGAAUUUGCCUUUUAUGUCAUCGAACAGACCGGCACACAACCGUUCAAUCGUGCGAUGCUCUUUAAUGUGGGUUUCAAAGAGGCCAUGAAAGACAGAGCCUGGGACUGUGUGAUCUUCCAUGACGUGGAUCAUCUGCCCGAAAAUGAUCGGAACUAUUACGGAUGUGGAGAGAUGCCACGGCACUUUGCAGCAAAGCUGGACAAGUACAUGUACAUUCUUCCGUAUAAGGAGUUCUUUGGUGGAGUGAGUGGCCUGACAGUGGAGCAAUUUCGGAAGAUCAACGGCUUUCCCAAUGCCUUCUGGGGGUGGGGAGGAGAGGAUGACGACCUCUGGAACAGAGUUCACUAUGCUGGAUACAAUGUAACCCGGCCAGAGGGGGACCUGGGAAAAUAUGUAUCUAUUCCUCAUCAUCAUCGAGGAGAAGUACAGUUUUUAGGACGGUAUAAAUUACUUCGGUAUUCUAAGGAGCGUCAGUACAUCGAUGGAUUGAACAAUUUAUUAUACACACCCAAAAUACUGGUUGAUAGGCUGUACACAAAUAUAUCUGUAAACCUCAUGCCAGAGUUAGCUCCAAUUGAAGACUAUUAAAAGAAGUCAUUCUCAUGGUGGGGUAGACCACAGUGCUGGAUCGUGAACUUGGCUUGGAGUGCCCUCACCGUGGAAGUUAGAGACUGGUGUGCCUCUCAGUAUCCCAGUCUGUAAAAAGAGCCAGCAGUCCUCAAUGUUUACAGCGCAGGCUCCAUCUGUCACACUCCCUCACUCUCCUCCCUGCUGGGAGCAUUCCCCAUGGCAAGCACUGUAGAGAUAAGAACCCAUUGCUUGGGAUUGGAAGUGAAGAAAACUCCCUACACAGAGAAGAUUUUUAUACUGAAAUCUAUAAUUUAAUUCAAGAGAAUGCUUUUAUUUCCGUUCAAACCUAUUUUGUACAUAUGUGAUGUAAAUUAAAUGUGUUCAAAUUGUUGGAAAAUAAGAUGUCACAAUUUUGCAUGUAAUUGGUUAUGCCUUCAUUGGACUUUUAUAGACAUUUUUUAUUUGCAUGGGGAAAAAAUGUAAAUUUAUGUCACCAAACAAAGGUUAAGCCUUGUGUGAAAUGAAGGGACUGUCAGAGACGGACAAAGAUAAUAUAGUAACUGUUCUGUUCUAUUGGUGUUCAGCUUUAGACCUUCAGCCUCAUGGGAGGAGGCACAGUCAGUCCUCUGAGGCUUUGAAGGAAGGAAGGAAGGACUCCCAUAGCUUUUCUUCCAGCCAGGAUUACCUGUUUUGUUCUGUUUGUUUUUUUCCUUGCUUGCAGUCUCAUCAGAUCUUGCCGAGUCAACAGCCAUAUUGUUUAUGCAUACUGCAUGAGUAUUACCAAGAAAAUGUUCACAGUUGUAAAGUGACGUGCUGUACAGGACGUCUUCAUGUUAAAUGUCUCGAUGUACCUCCGCGUGUCAGGGAUUUUGUGCCUCAAAAAAAAAAAUGUUCCCAAGGUUGUGUUUAUACACGGUAUAUAUUUUUUUCAAUCUCAUAAUGAACAACAUUAUUAUUUCCACCUUAGAAGGACCAAAAGAAGGUAUCUUCUUUUAAAAACUUUUUUUUUUUUAAAGAAUGAAUUUAUGGAAAAUCCAGUAGUGCUUAUACAGAUGAAUUAUACUAUUAGAUGAGAAAUUAGAUGCUCUAUUUUUAUGAAGAUAAAUGCUUAGAUUAAAACAAACUUCAACUUUAAUUCUCAGACGUGCAUGGUUCCCUUUCACAUCAGCCAGUCAUUCCAACUGUUUUUUCCCUACUUUCAAGAAAUCUCUGGUGUUAUUUAAUUUUUUUCACUACAAGUAUAAUUUAAUGUAUAAUUUAAUGCACCAUUGCCACCAAGGUCCUGGGAAUUGAACCUAGGGCCUGUAGACUUACCUUAAAAUCGGUUAAUUGAAUGUAUGGAAACUGUGGCUUCUGAAAUAGGUUUCACUACUUAGUGCCAAGUCUGCUCAUCUCCCCCCCCCCCAACACACACACUUGGGUGAGGUUUUCGAUGACCAAACAAGAACAAAUCCCAGACAGUGUUCCUACCUUGAAAAUGAUCAAUUAUAAAUAUUCUUGAAAAAUAGCCUAUGCUCUCAUGUAAGAUCUUAUCUCCCAUAUUUAAACAAAUUAAAAACAACAUCGUCUGUCAGGUGAACCCUAAGAGUGAGAGAAUUCUGCAUGUGAGAAAGUUUGCUCCCCAUGUCUAAUGUUGAGUGCUUAGCAUCCAGUUGUCAUUGUCUGUCAUAGUUUUGGUAAUGCUGAUGGCCACAAGUCAAACCCUACAGUAAUAAUUAAAAUCCUUACACUGGAGAAGAUGGAUACCCUAUCUGUCGUGACAGCAAUCUUUCCAUGUUUAUUCUUAGAAGUGCUUCUAAAAUAUUUACCUCCCAACUUUUUUUGGCUACUCAAAAUAGUGAAAAAAAAAUCACAACUUCUGGAGAUGAA